AUGGACGCAAAAGACCUGACCUCGCGCCUGAAGAAGGGCGAAGUCGACCUUGGUACCUCAAUCAUGGCCGUCAAGUUUGAUGGCGGUGUCGUGAUCGGCGCUGAUUCGCGCACGACGAUGGGCGCGUACAUUGCAAACCGCGUCACCGACAAGCUCACGCACAUAUCUGACCGUGUCUACUGCUGCCGCUCCGGAUCUGCCGCAGAUACGCAGGCACUGGCCGACGUGGUCACGUACCAUUUGCAGCUGUACAACGUGACGCAAGGCGAGCAGCCUUCCACCUCGAUCGCCGCCAACUUGUUCCAGGAGCUUAUAUACCAAAACAAGGAUCGUCUUAGUGCUGGUAUUAUCGUUGCUGGCUGGGAUAAGCGGCACGGAGGGCGCGUGUACAAUGUGCCGCUCGGCGGUGGCGUGUUUGAGCAGCCAUGGGCAAUCGGUGGCUCUGGCUCUACGUAUAUUUACGGCUACUGCGACUCUACAUGGCGUCCUAACUGGGACCAGGACCAAACACUGGAGUUUGUCAAGAAUGCACUGAGCCUUGCGAUGCGCCGCGACGGUUCGUCCGGCGGCACGAUUCGCAUGGCCGUCAUCACCGAGGACGGCGUCCAGCGCCACUUUAUUCCGGGCGACAAACUGCCUGAGCUUGCUGCCAUGGAGGUGUAG
Messenger RNA from Malassezia vespertilionis, 663 nucleotides. RefSeq names its product proteasome endopeptidase complex (gene PRE3). The transcript is spliced from 3 exons. The coding region runs from base 1 to 663 and encodes 220 amino acids. Gene Ontology annotation, molecular function: threonine-type endopeptidase activity. NCBI's taxonomy places the organism in Eukaryota, Fungi, Basidiomycota, Malasseziomycetes, Malasseziales, Malasseziaceae. The record is from RefSeq and is a predicted model, not a curated record. Gene Ontology annotation, cellular component: proteasome core complex.